Messenger RNA from Centruroides sculpturatus (bark scorpion), 2190 nucleotides. RefSeq names its product zinc finger BED domain-containing protein 5-like. Lineage: Eukaryota; Metazoa; Arthropoda; Arachnida; Scorpiones; Buthidae. Bases 46 to 1944 code for a protein of 632 amino acids. The record is from RefSeq and is a predicted model, not a curated record. The transcript has a single exon.
UUCGAAAUUAGGUACGUUAAUUUCAUUUUUGAUUUAUCAUUAGAUAUGGAUAAGUGGUUGAAACAAGAAACAAAAAAAGAGCUAACACAUAAUGUGGAAAGGGUUCAAUUGGCAAAUACCUCUCAAGACAACAGCAUUUCGGAUGUAAACACUGGAAAAGUCUCGAAAACAGAGAAAAACAGAAAGUACUGCAAUGAAUAUAUUAAAUAUGGAUUUACUUAUAUAGGAAAUGAAAACUGCCCUCAACCACAAUGUGUAGUAUGUGGAGAUGUUUUAUCUAAUGGCUGCAUGAAACCUUCCUUACUCCUACGACAUUUACGAAUGAAGCAUCCCAAUUAUAAAAACAAGGAACAUAAUUUUUUUAAACGCUUGGAGCAAAAUAUGAGUAAAUCGAGUUUGAAGCCGUACAUCCAGUCAUCUGACAAAAAUCUCGAAAAUGCCGUUGAAGCUAGUUACCGUAUUAGUUACCGUAUUGCUAAAUGUGGCAAAAAUCAUACCAUAGCUGAGAAUUUGAUUCUUCCCUGUAUAAAAGAUGCUGUUCGCUGUAUGCUCGGAGAAGACCAAGUACCUAAAAUGAACAACAUUCCUCUUUCGAACAAUACAAUAUCUCGAAGAAUUCACGAGAUGUCUGAUGAUGUUGAAAUGACAACAAUAAGCCGAAUUAAAAAUAGUAAAUUUUUUGCUAUUCAAGUUGAUGAAAGCACAGAUGUCGCCAAUUUUGCUAUUUUGCUUGUUAUAGCAAGAUAUUUGGUCGAUAACGAAAUUGAAGAAAACCUAUUACUUUGUCAUCCUUUGUCAGAACGCACAAGAGGUGAGGACAUUUUUAAUGCUAUUGAUUCUUAUGUCAAAGAAAAGGGAAUUGAUUGGUCUAACUGCUGUGGAUUAUGUACCGAUGGUGCCAAGUCUAUGUCAGGUAUUUACUCUGGUCUUCGCAGUCGUGUAAUGAAAGUAGCCCCGAACGUAAAUUGGAGCCAUUGCUGCAUCCAUAGACAAAAUUUAGCUUCUAAAAGCCUUCCUCAUAAAUUGAAACUUGUUCUUGAUGAAGCUGUCCAAGUGGUUAAUUUUAUAAAAUCGAGGCCCACAAACGCAAGAAUUUUCAAAGUUCUAUGUGACGACAUGAUGAAUCUUCAUUCUACAUUGCUCCUUCAUACAGAAGUGAGAUGGUUAUCUCGUGGUAAAGUUCUUACCAGACUAUUCGAGCUUAGGCAUGAGGUACAAGUUUUUUUUGAAAGCAAUCCUUUCAAGCUCUCAUCCAAAUUUCAUGACGAUAAAUGGCUUCAGGCUCUCGCAUAUUUAUCAGAUAUUUUUCUGCAUAUAAAUAAGUUAAAUUUGGCAUUCCAAGAUAAAACAACGAUAUUUACUGUGUCUGACAAAAUUGAAUCUAUAAUUAAAAAAUUUGAUUUUUGGAAGUUAUGUAUUAAAAAUAGUCAACCUGAAGUAUUUGAAACAUUGCACAGUUUCUUAUCUGAAAACAAAUUACGACUUUCUCCAGAAUUAAAUCAACAAAUAGUUGAACAUUUACAAGGAUUAAAAUCGGAUUUUCAGAAAUACUUUCCAAAACCUGACAACACAAACUAUUGGAUUCUAAAUCCAUUUGAAGAGGAAUACUUUCAGGUAGCUAAAUUAUCAAGUAAGGAAAAAGAGAAUUUGAUCGAAAUUUCAACCGAUUCGAUUUUAAAAUGCCAAUUUAAAUCAAAAUCUCUUUUUAACUUUUGGGCAGACAUUAACAAAGAAUUUGAGCUACUUUCUGAUAAAGCACUUCAAUUUUUGUUGCCAUUUACAAGUACUGUGCUUGUGGAAAGAGCUUUUUCUUCCUAUCUGUAUAUUAAAAAUAAGUAUCGCAAUAAGCUGAAGGCAGUUCCAGAUUUGAGAUUGUACCUCGCAUCAGUCGAACCUGACAUAAAAAAAUUAUGCGAGAAAAAACAAGGACAAGGCUCACACUGAACUCCUUUCAUACGAAAUUAAAUACUUUGAAGUUAGUUUUUUGUGCAAUUUUAUUUUUAUUGUAAUUUUUAUAUUUGUAUUGUAAAUGUGUUUAUUUUUACAUGUAUGAACGUAAAUAUAUUCUCUUUAUCAACAUUAUAAAUUAGUUUUUUUUAAUUUAAAGUUACAACAUGUAAAAUUAACAAUACGAUUACUCACUAAAUUUCUUAAAUGAGGGGUACAAUAUAGAGAAAUGACAUGUCACGG